Molecule: messenger RNA, 1716 nt
Organism: Aphis gossypii (cotton aphid)
Lineage: Eukaryota; Metazoa; Arthropoda; Insecta; Hemiptera; Aphididae
Exons: 1
Coding region: 1-1716 (571 amino acids)
Source: RefSeq, a predicted model, not a curated record
AUGUCUGAUAAUAUACAAAAUGUGUGUAAUUGGUUAGAUGAAACUGAAGAAGAUAAUUUAUUAUAUGAUUCUGAUGACACUGACGCUGAUCCGGAUUUUGUAUGUACAAAUACGCACAAUGAAAUUGGUUCUGAGUCGGAUACAGAUAUUGAUGUACACAUAAAUCCGUCUUCAUCCAGAAUAAAUAAUGCCUCAGUUGCAUCAAGAUCGCGAUCUAGAAGUCCACUCAUACGAAACAAUUUCAGUUACUAUUUAGGUAAGGAUAAAGUGACAAAAUGGUAUAAAGAAAGUUGUACUCCAAGUAAUAGUCGUACACUUCGACGUAAUAUAGUGUUACAUUUACCCGGUGUAAAAAGAGUGGCAAGAGACGCAAAAUCUAUUAUUGAUUGUUGGAAGCUAUUUUUUCCGGAUAUGGUCAUUGAUGAAAUAGUAAAAUGUACUAAUAUUUAUUUGACUAAGAUUCGUACAAAUUUUCAACGGGAAAGAGAUUGCCUAAAUACGACUAGAGAGGAAAUAAAAGCGUUGUUUGGGCUUCUGUACUUGGCAGGUGUUUUACGAAGCAACCAUUUGAAUUUGAAAGAUCUUUGGUCAGACGAUCCUUUAUCUCCCGAAUAUUUUCGUGCUGUCAUGUCCCUAAAACGGUUUUAUCUGUUGCUUCGUGCACUCAGGUUCGAUGAUAUAAAUACAAGAACUGAAAGAAAAAUGUAUGACAAACUAGCCGCCAUCCGAAUGAUAUUCGAUGGAUUUGUACAACGUUGUCAGGCUGUAUAUACUGUUGGGGAAAACUGCACUAUCGAUGAAAUGCUCGAAGGAUUUAGAGGUAGGUGUAGUUUUCGUCAGUAUAUUUCGAACAAGCCAAAUAAGUAUGGCAUAAAAAUUCAAGCAUUGGUGGAUUCACGUACUUUUUUUACUUCUAACAUGGAGGUAUAUGUAGGAACACAGCCUGACGGCCCAUUCAAAUUUGAAAAUAAGCCAUCAAGUAUUGUAAAAAGGAUGAUAACUCCAAUUUCUAAAACUGGUCGAAAUAUCACGAUGGAUAACUGGUACACUUCCAUACCAUUGGUAAAUGAGUUGCUUGAAAAUCAUAAUUUGACAACUGUUGGAACUCUACGCAAAAAUAAAAAAGAAAUCCCACCUUGCUUUUUAGAUACUAAACGUAGGGAAAAAAAUUCAACUUUAUUUGGAUAUAGUAAAAAUCUAAUGAUUACGUCGUACGUGCCUCGUAAAAACAAAAAUGUCGUAUUGGUAUCUAGUAUGCAUGAUCGAGGCGUUAUAGAUACAGAUUCUGGUGACCAAAAUAAACCCGAGAUUAUUACCUUUUACAACUCUACAAAAGGCGGAGUAGAUGUUGUUGACGAAUUGAAGGGAGAAUAUUCUGUUUCUAGAGUAAGCUGUAGAUGGCCAUUGACAAUAUUUUUCUCUCUAAUGAAUAUUGCGGGAAUCAAUAGCCAAAUAAUUUAUGGGGAAAAUACUGGCAAUGUUAUAACUCGUCGAAAUUAUCUUAGAAGUUUGGGUCAAGAACUUACUAAAGAAUUUAUGAUCAACCGACUUGAUAUGCCAACAUUGAGUAUUCAACUUCGAAAUACAAUUAUGAAGAUAACAGGAAUAAAGAAACAGCCAACACAGCCUGAACAGCAUGGAGCAGUGAAAGAACGAUUGAAAUGUGCAUAUUGUCCAAAAAAUAAAAAUCGAAAAACAAUGGUGAGUAUUACAUGA